UAUUUUUGUUACAGAUAGUGCCAGCUUAAUUAAGUUGUAAAUAAGCUAUACAGUAAAAGAAAAGCCACACAGACAAAGUGCACAGGGGAAUGCACUUGACGGAACCAUCAAGUCCCCGAAUGGCCAAGAGUACGUCCCUAGGUGUGUUAGAAAAAGAUGGAGAUAUGUACAUUGUAGAUAAAGAUGAUAUUCUUGGUCUUACACAAGACGUCAAGAACUUCUCUGAUGGCUUGGGUAGAUUGAAAGAACUGUUCAAUGAACAAUUUGAUGGUGAAGAAGAUUUGAAGGUAUUGGCUCAUGAGAGAUUAGGAGAUGUGUUGUGUACACUGAAGUCUGUAUUACAGAGGUACCCACCCCUAAAUACCACAGAGCUUUUUUCAGCGGCAGGUGCUCUAAUUGGAAAAAUAAAAAAUUACAACUAUGAAGAACACAGUGUCGAGGCGAUGGAAGGGGCGUUCAAUGAUGCCAUUGAUCAACUGGCCCUUGAGUUCAGUAGCAGUGUGUCGGAAUACCUCAUGGGAGAUCUCCAACAUGGAAUUAUUGAAGAGUUGAAAACUAAGUCAUAUGACAAUCUGUUAUCUGUAUCACGAGAAUCUACAGACAAAGAUGAUACUGAAGAAGAAAGGGAGGAGCCAGUUGUGCGACUGACAGCCGAACAGAUAGAUGGCACAUUGAUGAAUCUGCAGGCAGGUCUCGAGCUGGCGUUCUCUAGAGCCAAAGCUUGGUCUAAGUACCUGAAAGAUGUCAUGUCUUAUAUUGAGAGGAGAGCUCAACUUGAGGUGGAAUACUCCAAGAAUUUAUCAAGACUUGCAGCGUCCGUAAAACCAGCUCUCACAGAGGAGGGUUUCUUACCUUUACAGUCGGUAUAUUGUACAGUUUUAUCUCAGGAUGUGGAGUAUGCCAAGACGUGCCAAGCAACUUUUACUUUAUUACAGACCACCAAGUUUGUUGAGCCUUUGACUGCAAGGAGAAAUGAGCAUGACAAGACAAGAAAACUGCUGAAGGAAACCUGGAACAAAGAAGUCAAGAAAAUGCAAGAAUCAGUGAACAACCUUAGAAAGGCACAGACAUUGUAUGUAACUAGGCAACAGGAAUAUGAAAAAGCCAAAGAGCUUUCCAUGAAAACUGAGUCUGAUGUUCUGAGUCACAGUAGCAGUUCGAGUAAUCUGUCAGCAAAAAUAGACAAGAAAAAGAGAGCUGAAGAUGAUGCUAGUCAUAAGGCAGCUGAGGCUGAAACAACCUAUAAAGCUUGUGUAGCCGAGGCAAAUAAUAGACAAGCUGAUUUACAGAAGAUCAAAACUGAACAUCUAGCUGCCAUACGAGAUCAAAUAUUGCUUUCUGAUCAAGUCAUUAAAAAGGUGACGAUAGAUUAUUUCCAGUUGUUACAAACUGUAUCUGCACCUGUACCUGUUCAGUACCAUACUCUAUGUGAGGCCAGUAAACGUUAUGAAGCUGGGAGCCAGUAUGGGGAGUUUGUACGCCGGCUACCAAUGUCUACCACAUCACACAUUCAAUAUGAAGAGUUUAAAUUUGAGCCUUAUAGUGCUAAAGGUGAUGUUGGUAACAGGAAAGUGAGUACACAGUCUAAUGAGUCAGAACCAUCAGAUCAUCAGUCAGGAGAAUCCUCUCCCAAUCUUAGUUCACCUAGGAGACAAGAUAAAUACAGGGUACCAGUGAGAGGGGCAUGGACCCCACAGGGUGUCGUACCCAACAGUGACACAGACAGCCAGAGUGGUAGUAGCAAGUCGUUGGAUUCGAGCCCCAGUAAUAGCCCUUAUCCAGCAGGUCAUAAGAAAAUGGUGCUAUCAGGGUCAAUGGAUGACCUUAUUGAGGAUAAUGUUUCCCCAGGUGUUAAACAACUGCUAGCUGUGCCAGGAACCGAUCAAGUUGAUGUGCAGUCAAUAGUCAAGCGUCAUGGUAGGAGAAGAAAUACAACAUUUGGUGUAGAUUUCCAGGAGCAAGUAGAACACUACCAUUCAGCCAUACCACCGAUCAUAUCUAAAUGUCUGAAAGAAGUUGAGAAACGAGGAAUUACUGUGAAGGGAAUAUACAGAGUGUCUGGUGUUAAAAGCACUGUAGAGAAUCUGUGUCAGAAGUUUGAGAGUGACCCUGAAUCAGUGAACUUGGAUGCCGAAAACCCUAAUGUGAUUUCAAAUGUGCUUAAACUGUACCUGAGACAGUUACCUGAACCACUUCUUACAUUUAAACUCUACCAGAGCUUUGUGCAAGUGGCUAAGGAGAAUAUGUCAGGUGGGACAGACAAGGAACAUACUGUAGAGAGACUACAUGAUCUGAUUGAUAAACUGCCCUUCUCUAACAGGAAAACUUGUGGUGUACUCAUGCAUCAUCUACAAAGAGUGGCCUCAUAUGCAGAACAAAAUCAGAUGAAUGCAAGCAAUCUUGGAAUUGUAUUUGGACCAACAUUACUGAGACCACAGGGAGGUAAUGCAUCAUUGGCGUGUUUAGUGGACACUCCUCAUCAGACCAGAGUUGUUGAACUUUUAAUAGUUCAUGCAGAAAGUUUGUUUGGGCCAAGAGAAGACCAUCAGCUUAUUCACGGGGAGACUCUUGUAGAACCUAUGGAGAAAAGAAACAUCCUUCAAGUACCACAGCCUGCCACCAUAGAGUUGUCACAAUCAGACACUGCCAUGAGAUCUGAACCAAAGAAAGAAACCUUGCCAAGUGCUACAAUUUCACUAUCGCCACGGGAACAGCUGAUACCUCCACGAUCACCUGCAGCUUUACGUGACGUGUCUCCAACAAAGAAACAAGGAGAAGAAAUAAUCUUACCUGGCUCGACCAAUUUUGAUAAGAAAGAUUCUUCAAGUAGUCGAGCGAACUCUGACGGAUCUCGAGGUGGAGCUGUAAGAAAAAAGGCGGGGAAUCAUCAUUUCAUGACUCCACCUCUCACCACACGACAUAAGACAGUGUCACUUAGAUCGCCAGCCAGUUCACCAAAUCUCUCCAUUAGAUCUGCCAUCUCUUCCCCGCCUACAAUAAAGAUUGAAGACUCCGUCCUUGAAUUUACCGACAGUGCCUCAGAUACAGAUAUACCCACUAGCGAAUCUGAUCUAAGUCCAUCAGCCAAUCAACAUAGAGUGUUCCAACUUCCUCCUAUUAAUAGUUGGGUACCAAAAGGAGAAAGUAUGUUCACUAGCAUUUUAGACUCAAGGUCCCCACAAGUUUAUAGAAGAACCACCCAAACUAGCAAAACCUCUUCAUAUCCACCAUCCCCUCAAAAUGGUAUACAGGGUUCUAGGGUAUCAUGGCCCCAGGCCUCGCAGCAUGCAGAACUUGAUACUAAUGUCUCAGAUACUGCAUCUGUUGAUAGUUCAAAAUCUAGUCAGGUCGCAAAAUCUCCUAAACUUCUAACAAAAUGUACAAGUUUUGAUCUUGAAAGGUCUAAACCUUUUCCUCAAAGGUCCAGUAUGACUUCCCCAAUGCUCCGCAGAAAACAUUUAUGCAUCGAAGAAUCUGAUACUGCCCCUAAUACUUUAGACCAAAAUAACAAAGAGUUAUCGAGAAAUUUAGACAGUGAAAAAGCCAAGGUUAAUGCUGAAAAGAAUAUCAUAGAAGAUGGUGUACAUGAAAAAGCUAGAAAAACUGAAGCCUUAACAGUUCCAAUAUGUGAGAGUGUAGCAACUACAAGUCAUACUCCAACCAGCAUUGAAAGCAUUGCUGGUGACAAUGCAGUGAAGUACUUGGUUAUGAGUUCAGCAGAUGGAUUUGAUGCAUCAAAAAUAAAUGAGUCCCUAGAAGACCCAACAAUACCUGAGACAGAUAUUCUUGAUGAUGUUUAUCAUGAAACUACAACUCUAGAAACACAAGAUAUUGCUGUGAAAGAUCAGUCAGUAAAAACUAAAACUGGCAAAAAAUCAAAAGGAAACAUUUUCUCUCCUGAUAAAGAGAAAGGUGCAAAGUUGAAAAAGUCUAAAAGUGGUGAAAUAAAUGGACAUUUGGAAGUUAAGAGCUCUCCAAAGUCAGACAAAGUUUCUAAAAGUUCUAAGGAAAAAUCAAAACAACCCACUGGUGAGAGUAGUUCUAGAGAAAAAAGUAAAAUAUCUUUAAAAGAAAGUGCUUCAGAAAAGUCGAGAUCAAGAACUCCAGCAGCCACUGUACGAUCUGCUUUGCUAACGUCUGCUGCCAAAUUGAAAUCAAUAGGGAGGAAAAGUCCCGUGACCUUACUAAGCUACAAGUCUCAUUCAAUUAGUAUUCCAGACCACAGUAGAAAAGCAUACAGACCAAACUCUGCAUCAGAAGCCGAUCCUUCAUCAGGGUCCAAACCAUCAAAGAUACAUCAGACUGAAUCAAGUCCUACAAUUCUUGUUACAUCACAUGAGAUUAAACCUGUUGCAGAAGAGGAGUGUAAAGAAAUCUUAAGAAAAGUGAGAUCAGUGACACCCCCUGUAAAUAAAUCGUCUUCAAGCAAAAGACAAUUAGGUCAGACUUCAGGUGGACUUCCUACAGUGUCUCCUGUGCAAGGUUUAAGGAAAUCUUCAGCACUUAAAGUUAAAGAACAGUCAGUGAUAAAAACAAAGACCUCUCCAGUAUCGAAUACUAAAGAUGAAAAAUUAAAGAAAGAGAAAUCAACACCAUCAGUUGUGAAGUCAGCUGUAAGUAAGCAAGUGAAGGGUUCAUCGUCCCAACUAAGUCCAACUGAAAAACAAAGGAAAAUUGAGAAAACAAGUAUGACUAGUCAUGCUUCUAAGGGACCUAGAUCAUCAACAGAUUCAUCUGUGUCAGUGAGUGGUAGAAAAGUGAGCAAACAGGAUUUGUCUGCAUCAAAAGAGGAUAAGAUCAAGGUCAAACAUGGCACUAAAAGGGGCAGUAUCAGCUCGGUGAAUUCUGAUACUUCCAAACAUACGGACCAUUUCCGUGACUGCUGUCAUGGAAGAAAGAAAACUGAAAAGAAAUAGAAACAUGAUGUGUCAAUGACCUGUUAAUUCGGAAGAGUUUUUCUGAACAUAUACUUUCAUUUGAAACUAGUUGCUCAUAAAUAUCAUUUAAUGUUCAUAUAUAGGGUAUGAUUUCGAACUCAGACCUGGAGCUUCAAGCUGAUUACACUCCCAACCUCUCAAGCCCAAUUUAAACCACUUGCCCAAUCUUUCUCCAUAAUGCUGUAUGACAAAGUCAAUGGUAAACAAACAUUUCCUUAAAGUGAAUAAUUAAUUCAAUAGUCCCUUUAAUGUGAAUAGAACAAACAGUGUGGGACCUUGAAGUCUGUUUUACAAUUUGAGAUAUUUAAGAUGUGAUUUUAGUGUGAAACAACAUAUAGAAGAUUUGUUUAUUAUAAGCCAAAUCAUUCAUUUUUUGUAGGAGAAGAAAGUUUUGUAUUCCUUUAUGUUAAAAACUCUAAUGACACUCAUGUAUUUUGACAAUAGAGUUUUAAACAGUUUAUAAUCCUACGGAUUUAUACAUCUUUGUUCGGUUCAACAUUUUCAGUGCCUUAGUUCAUGUAAAUAAUGAUAGUAAUCUUAAUGUACUUGUAUCUAAUAUUAUGUACACUCAUAGUUUUGUUAUUGAUUUUUUUUAAAUAUUUUUUUAAUUGUAUAAUUAUUAUACAUCUUAUAUGUGUAAGUAGCAUUUAUGAACUUGAAAAAGUGCAAUAUUUUUGUUGGUGAUGUAUUUAUUAAUAUGUUUGGGUGCAUUCAUUCUAUGUUUAUAUUUGUUAAGAAAUUUGUAGUGUCAUACAAGGUGUCUUUGCUCCCUAUCCUACAAAACAUUUAUUAUCUGGGGGGAAAAAAACCCCAACAUUUUAAGGGUUUUGCAAAAAAUGAGAUAAAAUUUGAAAAAGUUGACACUACACUACAAAACAUCAUCGUGGUAAAUUACCUUUACAUUGUUACAGUAGUUUUUUUAUGUACAUAGUAUUUCAUAGGGAGAAAACCAAGUUUUACUUUGUUGCAUUUAAUGACAGAAACUUUCAUAGUUAAAGACAUUAAAACAUUGUUGAAUCAAAAAUGUGUAUAAAUCUAGAUGUAACAUGUUUUAUAAAACUUUUGCAUACAGCCAAUAUGGGCAGAACAUAUUUUAUUGAUUUUUUUUUUGCAUAUAGUAAAUAGUUAAAAAUAUGGAUAGAAUAUGUUUUAUUAAUUUUUAAAAAAUUUUUUUUUUGCAUUUAAAUAUGGAUUGAACAUGUUUUUUGUUAGUUUUAUUUUAUAUUUCUUGGUGUUUUUGCUUGAAGCAAAUUUGUUAAAAUCUGGUCGAAACAUGUUUUAUUGAAUUUUGCUUACAUUAAAAAAAAAAAACGAAUGAUGUUUUAGUAUACUUAAAUAACUUUACUUAUAACAAACCAAUAAACUGAUAAUAAUCAUGAUAUUGUAGACUAGGUAUUUUCAAAAUUUGAUAUUAUUGUAUAUUAGGAUAGAAAUACAUGUGGUGUCAAUUUGUCUUCUGUUUUCUCUCUCAUUAAGACAAAUAAAAGUUAAAAAAAAACUACUUCUAUAGAUUUUUAAAGGGACAGACUUCAUUGAACUUUGUCCUUUAAAAUUUUCAGAUUUCUUGGCUAUACGCAUGAAAUUUUGAUAAGGCUUUUUUGUUAAAUUUGAUUUUAUUAUAGCUUGUAUACAUUACAUGUACUCUCAAUUUGUUCUGUAGAGGGUUCUGUAUUUUUCAGUUAUUGUUAUAAUUGUAUAUGCCUGAAGACCAGCAUUUAGUUACUAUUGGUAACUGUAAGUUUCUAAAGUGCAAAACUGUUCAGUCUUUAAAUUAUAUUAUUACCUGAUACCUUAUAUAAAUGUAAUUUGUUAUUAUUUACUGUUUUCUGAAAUUCUAAAAACGUCCACGUUCGCGAACUGUUGACCGGUCAAUAGUUUCUACUGUUUCCCUCGCGUGCUCUGACAUCAUAAAGGAUUCCCACUUGAAGCGUCCAUCGAUCUUGAUCAUGAACCAGACGUGACAAAAUAUUAAGUUUAAGUAUUAACAUAUGUGCACUUGAACUAUUUUCUUGUUCCUUUUUUCUUCUGUAAGUACUAUUAAAACAGUAGUUGAUCAGGUAAUAAAACAGUUAUUUCAUACGUGAUUUGGGAACAGUCAAACAGUUGUCCCUCGGUGUCGGGGAUAGUGUUUUGAACUGUUGCCUACGGCCUUGGGCAACAGUUCAAAACACUACCCCCUCCACCUUGGGCCAAUAGUUUGACUGUUCCCAAAUCACAUAUUAAAUAACUGUAUACUGAGAUUUGUGAGCAGAAAUAUGUCAACAGUUUAGAACCUUGUCCAGCCAGUCUGCACAUCAAUGCAGUUUGUCUAGGCUGUACACUGUUUGCAGCUUAAUCAUGGCAUUUUGAUGUCAAAAUCCCUAUCUGAAAUAUUGGAUAGCUCCAAAUUCAAACCAAAAUAAUGUACAUUACACAAAUUCAGUGCAGUGCUUCAGGGUAAUAGACUUCCUAUUUUGUGUGCAUCAUGUUAUUUCAGUUUUGCACUUAGAGGAUUAAAUUCAAGUAAUAAGUUCAUCUCUUAUUCUUUUAUGCGUUAUGUUACUACAGUUUUGCACUAAUAAGAUGAAAUUCAAGUGAUAAGUUCAUCAUAACUAAAGUGAUUUAUGUGUUUGUUAUUCGUUUGCAUUGUCUGUGGUUGUAACAUUUUAUGAUAUUAUUCAUUUUGAGUAUAUAGUUUAGUGCCAGUGUUGUGAAAUCAAUUUCUUACGUCAAACCAGUAGCUAGUCACUGUUACAGUAAUUUAUUAACAUUUUUUUUGUAGAUUAUUUACAAGAUAUGAAAGGUUGUUGAAUGUGUUUUUGUUUCCUUUUUGAAAAUAAUAAGCUUUAAUUUUUAUAGUGUGUAACUUUUUUAAGCCUCUGAAAAUAUAUAAUGUAUUUUUUUUAUGGGAGCAUAAUUAUACAAUUGUAGUUUUGUUUGUUCUUAAGUCAUACCUUGCAUUUCUCAUGUAUUGCCUUCUUUUGUUAACCACUACUCAGAUGUUUGGUAUAAAACAUACUUUAACAUUGACCAUAAGGUAAAUGGGGGUCAAGGUCACUUAGACGAUUGUUAGAUUGAUUUGAUUUGGUAUCUCAAGAGGGUGAGAAGAUUUUAUAUACUUUUACAAGGGCUUUAAAGUUGUGGGUGAAACAUUAAUUGAAAGAAUGUCACAUCUAAGGGAGAUUGUCAGUUAAACUAUGCCUAUGCUACAUAAACUGUUAGUAUAACAUUGACAGAUACAAUGUACACUGCAUUGGAAAGAAAAUCCCUAUUGCAUGACUAGUAUAAUUAAAAAUGACUUUGCCUAUGGACUAGCAAGAUCCACUAUUUCCAACUACAGGAUACUUGUAUUUAUAAUUAACCAAUCAGAUCACUCUUCAUCAAUAUGCCAAAACUCAGUAAUAAUUAGAAAUGUUUUUCAGGGGGAAUUAAGUUUUCAUGAUUUGAUUUUUUUUUAUUGAAGUGAUUUGAAUUAAUUUUUGCUUUUUUGAAAUUAAUAAUAAGUUUUGUAUGGAGUGGCUUAAGGAUUUGGCUUUUUGAUUAAUUACCAGUAAAUGAUGCCCAUGCUUUGUCUUGUUUUAUGGAAGUGAAAAUGAUAUGACUGCACUCAGUAUAGAGCCAGGCCAGCCUGGACUUCCUAGCCGUAUUGCCAGGCUUUAUACUGUUGGCUGGCUCAUCUAACUAUCCCCAAAAUUGUGAAUGGACUGUUUCAAAUUCAAUGCAGGAUGAGUUCAUUAUAUAAAUUUAGCAUGAUAAAUUGAAGGUAGGAUUUAAGUUUAUGUUCCUUCAGUGUGAAGUUUGAAUGAAUGCUUUUCACAGCUGAAACCAAGUGUUUGGGGACCUUAUAGAAAAAAAUUUCAAUCAAAGUAAUCAAUUACCAAAAAAAAAAAAAAAAAAUCUAAUUAUCUGUUAAAUGUAUAAGGCAAGAUGAUAAGAUCUAGGUGGAUUAUACAGUGAAUUAUAUUGAGUAUAUUUAAGUUCUAAAGACACAAAAUUUCAUUGUUUCAAAAUGGAUUUUUACUAUGUUCAUCUGGAAAUCUGACAGGUCUAAAGUAUCUUUGACAUUGGCUGUUGAUUGGUUGAACCCCUUGCCAAACUAGAACCGGAUGUCUGAUAUCACCAGUCUCUAAACUGUCGGAUAACUUUAAAUUUUUGUAUUCAUUGCCCCAACAUAGUUACUUGACAGUUCCAAAAAAAUGAAUGUUUUCAAGUCCAUUUAAAUUCUAACAUCGGCCAAUAUCGUAGCAAAUUGGUUAUUUUCGGAACGUUAUUUUCUUCAAAAUCUUUUACAAUCAUGCACUCCUCCUUUAUUGUUAUGUACCAAAGUCUUGUUAUAAACGGUCAAAAAUAAUUGAAUACAGGAGAUUGUGAAAAAUAACGUUUCCGGAAAUGAUUUAUUACGAAAUUGGCUGAAUUUUUAUUUUUUUGGGCGGGAAAGCAUUGUAGUAAGACUACCUUAAGAAAUUCAGAAGGUAAAGGGUUGUUGUAUAAACCCGAAACAUUGGUACUGUUGAUAGGCUUAUUGUUUAAAAGCUGAAAUAAUUGUGCUGUUGUCAUGGAAAUGGUGUGAUUGAGUUGUGAUAGUUAUUUAUAUAUAUCUGUAGACAUUUUAUGUUAGUGCCUUUAUGUUACCUCUAUAUGUUAUACAUUUUCUUUUUAUUACAUGAUUAUCAUGUUCAAUAUUUUUGCUAUUUAAAAUGUACUACCCUUACAUAACUUUAGACAAUAAAAAAUGUAAUUAUUAAA
Messenger RNA from Ruditapes philippinarum (Manila clam), 9662 nucleotides. RefSeq names its product rho GTPase-activating protein 45-like. Gene Ontology annotation, biological process: activation of GTPase activity; signal transduction. Bases 90 to 4916 code for a protein of 1608 amino acids. Gene Ontology annotation, molecular function: GTPase activator activity. The record is from RefSeq and is a predicted model, not a curated record. NCBI's taxonomy places the organism in Eukaryota, Metazoa, Mollusca, Bivalvia, Venerida, Veneridae. The transcript is spliced from 24 exons.